Messenger RNA from Anisakis simplex (herring worm), 429 nucleotides. The record is from the annotation of a GenBank genome assembly. NCBI's taxonomy places the organism in Eukaryota, Metazoa, Nematoda, Chromadorea, Rhabditida, Anisakidae.
AUGGGAGCUGAAUUUGCGAGCGGUAUUCGAAUCUGGAGUCUGCGAACGGUGAUCGAAGUUUGGUCUGAAAGCGCGUGGGUAGCAAAUAUGGGUGUUGUAGGCUUGAGAGAGGCUGUGACUUGGCUUGGCUUGUUCUAUUGGCUGGAGGUGCGAACCGAGUUAUGGGGUUAUUCGACCGAGGAGAGCGGUAUGUGUGUGAAAGAUUUGCUGAGCAUCAAGUACGAGGGAAUCAGGCCGGCCCCGGGCUAUCCCACUCAACCAGACCAUACCGAGAAGAGGACUAUGUGGGAUAUGAUGGAUGCGGAGAGGUUGUGCGGAAUUAAGUUGACCGAAACGUACGCAAUGGAGCCGGCAGCAUCAGUAUGUGGCCUAUACAUUGCGCAUCCGGAUUCGAAAUAUUUCGCGGUGGGGAAAAUCAACAAGGAUCAG